Messenger RNA from Pestalotiopsis fici W106-1, 1725 nucleotides. RefSeq lists its product as uncharacterized. The coding region runs from base 1 to 1725 and encodes 574 amino acids. Gene Ontology annotation, molecular function: ferric-chelate reductase activity. Gene Ontology annotation, biological process: intracellular iron ion homeostasis; copper ion import; iron ion transport. The transcript has 4 exons. Lineage: Eukaryota; Fungi; Ascomycota; Sordariomycetes; Amphisphaeriales; Sporocadaceae. The record is from RefSeq and is a predicted model, not a curated record. Gene Ontology annotation, cellular component: plasma membrane.
AUGGCUGGAGAUGUUCCUUCUGCGAAGCAACUCGACAACGAGUGGUCUGCCAAAGUAUAUGCUUACAUUCUCUGUGGCUUGAUUGCAGUCUUCAUUGUCGACAGAUGGGCAUCAUUCAUACUUGGCAAACAAUUUCGACAAGAUUCUGCAUCUGGCAACUGGUCAUCUGUUUAUUUUUAUUUGAAGUCUUUCUAUCUUAAACUACGAAGAGUCGUCGUACGCAGCUGCCUUGGGUUUCCUUCGGUCGGCCAUGCUAUUCUCGUUGCUAUUUAUGUCAUCAUCAACGUGAUUCUCACGUUCGUUCACCUGGAAUAUGAUAAGACCAAUUAUUAUGCGGCCAGGUUUGGUUGGAUGGCCACAGCUAAUUUUGCAUUCAUUGUCUUCCUGGCUCUGAAGAACACCCCCCUCGCAUUCUUGACGAAAUACUCGUACGAACGUCUCAACUUUCUUCACCGCGUUGCUGGCUACACGACCGUUCUCUUCAUGUUGCUACAUACUGCAGCUUACAUCCGACACGAAGUUGCCAAAAACAAGCUAGAAAAGCUCAUCGAGAUUGAUAAUGUGUGUGGCAUCGUUGCCGGUUGCGCCAUGUUGGUUAUAGCCAUGACGGCCCUCCUCUUCAUGGAGCGAACCUAUGAGCUAUUCUACGUGGCCCACAUUACCCUAUUCAUUGUUGCGACCAUUGCCACUGGUCUUCAUCGACCCGAAUGGAUCGACAGAAUACCCAUUGUCAUGAUUUUGAUUGCUGGGGCUUGGACUCUCGACCGUUUGACUCGGUUUGCCUGGAUGGUGGCGCGCUCAAUCAACAACGAAGCCCGCCUCGAGGCGCUGCCAAGUGGUGGGACAAAGGUGAUUCUGAAGAAAUCACUCAAGAAUGCUGCACCGGGUACUCAUUGCUUUCUGUGGAUCCCCCGUGCACAGCUCUUUGAAACUCAUCCCUUCACCAUUGUAUCCAAUGGCCCGGAUGGGCUUGAACUGGUAGCAAAGGCGCAUGAUGGUUUUACCAAGUCCUUGAACGAGCUCGCAAACAAGGAAGGCAAACAAGUGAGCCUCUACGCAAGUGUUGAUGGCCCAUAUGGAACGUGUCCCAAUCCUUCCGCCUACGACCGGCUAGUACUCGUGGUUGGUGGUACUGGCGCAACCUUUGCGUUUGGCAUGAUUAUGGAUUUGCUACAACGACAGUCUGAACAAGAUAGCAAACUUCAAAUUCAUCUAGUUUGGGCCGUCAGGCAUGUUGAUGACGUUGCGUGGGCCGCGGACCACGUUCGGGCGCUGCGUGCCUAUGGCUCCAGAGUAUGUCUCGGCAUUUAUGUCACUCAAGACAGGCCACUGGCCUCCAACAGCGAUGGACUUGAAGAGAGUACAAAUACCACGGCUUUGGAUUUGUUCCAAUACUUUACUGUCUACGAGGGUACAGAAAGAAGUUUGCCUCCAACGGGUGAGAAGCACGGCCAAAAUGAGAAUGCCGCCUCAACAGAUGAUCUGGACGGGUGGAUUCAGGAGUCCAAGCAAGAAGGCGCAACAGUUUGGGCAUUGGUUUAUGGAAAGCUCAGGUUGAACAAGAUCCUUCCAGAGCUUGUCGCUGGCGCCAAUGUAAAUCAACGCAUACUCAUUGGGGUCUGCGGUCCAACUGGGAUGACUGCAACGUCUCGGGAUGUUGUCUCUCCGUUGAUGCAACCGAAUGGCCCGAGCAUAGAUCUGCAUUGUGAAAGCUUCGGAUGGUAG